Messenger RNA from Cladocopium goreaui, 628 nucleotides. NCBI's taxonomy places the organism in Eukaryota, Dinophyceae, Suessiales, Symbiodiniaceae. The record is from the annotation of a GenBank genome assembly.
AUGGCGGCCCCGACUGCUGUGACUUCCAGUGCUGCUGUGGAUGUUGUUCUCCAUCAGCAGGUGCACAUCUACAUCAUGCCUGGUGCUGAGACCGAUUGGACGCCUUCACUGAAGAGCCGCAGUUGUGCUUUGAUGGCAUUCUUGUCAUCGUGGAUGAUGUGGCUUGACCACCUUCCAGCCAAUUACCGUUCAGAUGAUUUGCCGCUAUUGUUCUCUUUCGUGCUGUCGUUGAACUUCAAGCUCAGUGUGACUUUUGGAAGAAUCGAGCUGCGCCAGCGACUUGACCUUCUGAGGGAGCCACUGUCUCCUGAUGUUUUUGUCAAGUAUGAUGUCUUUUUGGGCAGUCUGUCUUCAGAACUCGACAGAGCUGGACCUCGUAUUCUCCAAUACUGGUUAAGUUUGAAUGUUGCAGACGGGAUCGUUUUUGACCAAUUGGUGCAUGCCAUUUUGCAUUUUGGCCUUUGCUGUGCCGAUUUUAAUGGGCUUGACGAAAAGGCUUUCAAACUGAUGUUUGAUUUUGCUGGUACCUUGGCAACUGCAGUGAACGGACCGCAAACCAUGGAGUCGGAGGCGGAGAAUCCGCCUUCAGAUUCAGCAGAGCCUUUGGCAUUGGACCAGCAAUGAUUUU